CUCCGUCAUAUCCUUACAAAAAACGCACAUUUCGCUUUUACUCCCUCUUCUUUCUCCUACACUUCUCCAUCGCUUUCUUCUUCAGCAUGGGGUCUAAGGCCUCUUCACCUUUCCCAAUCUCAUUCCAAAUUUCUAUGAGAUAAGCAUGCAAGGCCUUUUCCCUUUAUAUACGCGAUUAUACAUAUGUCUUUAGCCGUGCCGAGCAGCUUCCAUAUGUCCUAGUUCAUUAUUUCCUCUUCUAAUUGUGCCUACUCUUGAGAGGCACCCUUCAGAUCCCCCCCACCUGCCUCCCCUCUGGUGCUCGAGGUGGAUGAAUCAUUAAUAUCACCAGAGAGCCAGCGCUGGGUAGAUAGAGAGGGGAGAGAGAGAGAGAGAGAGAGUCUUGGAUCUAGGGCAGAAAGUGCAAUGACAGGGGUUUCCUCGGGAUCUGAACACGAGAAGCACAGAAGCAGCAAGAUCAGUAAUGAUCAGCUUUGAAGAGUGGUGGUUGCAGUUUGCAGGUGACUAAAGAGCAACAAGAGAGCAAACCAACAAAGAAGACCCACAAAACCGAAGAGAAGAUAGUACAAAGAAGCUGCUUCAAGUUGGGAUCUUUUGUUUCUUUUCUUUUCUUCCCUGUCUCUCUCUUUCUUUCUCUCUCUCUCUCUCUCUCUCUCUCUCUCUCUCUCUCUCUCUGGCAGAGACAAGAUCAGAAGAAGGCCAAGGAGGAUCUGAAUCUUCCAGACACACAGAGCUUAUCCACCAAAAUUAAUAACCCUAGAGAGAACCACAGGCAUAACACCAAAAGCAGGCAAGGCCCUAUAAAUCCCAUUAAGGCCGUCUCAUUCAUUCAGAAGGAGAAGAAUCAGCCAAAAAAGAAGGAGGUGUAUUCUUUUCUCAAGACCCCUCUUUUAUCUUAAAUUAUGCAAAAAGCUCCAAAACUGUGAAAUGGGAAUGAAGAGCACAGAAGGAGAGAUUGUCCAGGUCCAGGGAGGCCACAUAGUUCGGUCGACCGGCCGAAAGGACCGCCACAGCAAGGUUUACACCGCGAAAGGCCCCCGGGACCGCCGUGUCCGGUUGUCAGCUCACACCGCCAUUCAAUUUUAUGAUGUCCAAGACCGGCUUGGCUAUGACCGGCCCAGCAAGGCCGUCGACUGGCUCAUCAAGAAGGCAAAGGCGGCCAUCGACAAGCUCGCCGAGCUGCCGCCUUGGCAGCCGAACUCAAGCUCUGUUCCUUCCACCUCCACUGCCCCAGACAGCGCAGCACACAAUGGGAAUUCGGCCGAGAUGGCGGUUGCGGAGGAAUCGGAGUCUCCCAAGUACAAUUUUCAGCUCCAUAGGCAAAUCAGUGCCAAUUCAAGAAACGCAACAAGCCAAUUCUUGCCACCGCAGCUGGAGAACGAUCAGUCCAUGUUGGAGACGAUGAAGUCGUUCUUCCCGACGAGCUCGGCCGCAUCAUCCAUCAAUUUCAGCAGCUACCCAUCCGAGAUUAUGUCGAGGAGCACCCAGCAGAACCAAGACCUUGGCCUUUCCCUACACUCUCUUCAGUCUCAAUCUGCUCUAAUUCACCAAAGCGAUCCACAAGAGAAUGAAAUGAGCCAAACCCUUUUCUCGACUUCGGCACCAAUGGUGUACGAACCUGGGUUUCAGAGAAUGAUGGGUUGGGGCACCGACCCAUCUGGCACGGACAACCGGAGUGGCGGCAGGUUUCUGUUCAACUCGCCAACGCCGUUGACGCUGCCUUUGCCGCUGCUGAGUCAAGGCUCAGCGGCGUUUCCACAAAGGGGAACCCUUCAGUCCAGUUUCGCACCGACUUUUCGCUCUCUCGACGAGUUUUCUGUGGACUCGGCUGACCAUCACAAGUCGCAGGUCAUCCAUCACCCGUCUUCGCUCUUUGGCAACAGGUUCGUCUCCGAUGGACUGCCUGGCUUUUGCAUUUCUCCACAAAUUCAGAACAACGGGGCACCGCACGAUGUUGUUUCCGCGAGGCCAUCAUCUUCUGCUUCUCUGAGUAAUGGCCGUUGAUUAAAGAGAGGAAGUCCUCAUCUUUAUCACUACUGAGGAAUUUGGCGACGGGAGCUGUGGAACCAAUCCACAUGUUGACGAAACAAGAGAGGAGAUUCUUGUCGCGUCAAUUUGUGCUCCUUUUGGAGAAGAUCAUAUCAGGCUUGUUUCAAUCGUCUAGAGGGCCUUUCUUUAAAUCAAUUCCCCAGUUAUACCAUAAUAUAUUAAUUUUGUUGUGAACAGUUGAGUAGGUUUUCUUGCAUCAGCUUGAUUUGUCUUCUGGAAUGUGUUUUGAUCUGCAUGCUGAGCUCACCUAGAAAGAGCUCAAAAACUUUUGAAUGGCAAUUACACUUGCACAGAUUCUUGUUGAGCGA
Eucalyptus grandis is the source of this 2357-nucleotide messenger RNA. RefSeq names its product transcription factor TCP4. NCBI's taxonomy places the organism in Eukaryota, Viridiplantae, Streptophyta, Magnoliopsida, Myrtales, Myrtaceae. The transcript is spliced from 2 exons. Gene Ontology annotation, cellular component: nucleus. Gene Ontology annotation, molecular function: sequence-specific DNA binding; DNA-binding transcription factor activity. Bases 928 to 2004 code for a protein of 358 amino acids. Gene Ontology annotation, biological process: regulation of secondary shoot formation. The record is from RefSeq and is a predicted model, not a curated record.